AUGUCCACUGCAGUGUCGGAUUGCUUUACUAUUGGCAGUAUAGUAGCGACGAGAACAUGUUACAAUGAAAAUAUUGAAGGAGAAGUCCUAGCUUUCGAUCCACAAACGAAGAUGCUAAUUCUUAAGUGUCCGUCUUCUAGUGGUAAUCCUAAACGCCAUGACGUAAAUAUCGUGAAUUUAUCACUCGUGAGUGACGUGCAAAUCAAGAAAGAAGUGACCACAGUGCCAGAGCCUCCACAGAGCCUCAACCUGCACAGAUUGAACACUAGAGUACGAAAUUCAAUAGAGAAUAAAAGAAGACUAGUAUCAGCACUAUCAGCAUGUUUAGACCCUGAGGGCCAGAGACUGUUCAUGGCCAUCGCGAGGGUCAUCGAUGAUGUCUCCUGGGCCGGACAGAACAUCAGAGUCUACAAUGAAGUGAUUAUCACACCUCCUUACAAGGUGGACAAUGUUAUAGGCGAAAAAGACUCAAAGCCAUACAAUUAUAUAAAAAAAUUCGUCGAAAGACAUUGGCGCGACCAUCGUGACAAUAUUGGCGCCAAUACCAGCCAACAUCAGUAA
Messenger RNA from Arctia plantaginis, 561 nucleotides. The record is from the annotation of a GenBank genome assembly. NCBI's taxonomy places the organism in Eukaryota, Metazoa, Arthropoda, Insecta, Lepidoptera, Erebidae.